Molecule: messenger RNA, 438 nt
Organism: Phytophthora infestans T30-4
Lineage: Eukaryota; Oomycota; Peronosporomycetes; Peronosporales; Peronosporaceae
Product: mitochondrial inner membrane protease subunit 1, putative
Exons: 1
Coding region: 1-438 (145 amino acids)
Cellular component (GO): membrane; mitochondrial inner membrane peptidase complex
Molecular function (GO): serine-type endopeptidase activity
Source: RefSeq, a predicted model, not a curated record
AUGGCCAUCGCGUCUGUACUGCGCGAGGCAUCCUCGGUGCUCACGAUGCUGAUUCGCUUCGGAGGCGUGUCCUACUGCCUCUGGGAGGCAGCCGACACCAUCAAGUGCUCAGGCCCAUCCAUGCUGCCGACGCUCAACCGUGACGGGGACAUUUUGCUGCUCGACAAGCUCUCGCCCAAGCUCCGGAAGCUGCAACCGGGUGAAGUAGUGAUUGCCAGGUCCGUUUCCAACCCACGUCGGACCGUAUGCAAGCGAAUUAUUGCACAAGAAGGAGACACGGUUUGUGUGCGAUCAUCGUCCGAGGUGGAAUUCCACAAGAUUCCCAGGGGCCACGUGUGGCUCGAGGGUGACAACAAAUACGACUCACAUGACUCGCGGUUCUACGGGCCAGUGCCAUACUCGAUGCUUGAGGGGCGUGUACUUAUGAGGGUGGGAUAG